CCGGAGACUAGACUUGCAAUGCCAUGUUUGUGUAUGUGCUCUAACUCCCGGAGAGCAAUCAGGGAGACGGCUCCCCGGCCGGACUUGGCUGAUGUUUUCUUGUUUCUGUUUCAGCCUUCAGGAUAAUUCCUUCAGCAGCACCGCUGUAACAGAGUGUGACGAAGACGUAGUCUCUGUACAUGAAGACCAGACUGAUUGCUCCAGUCUCAGAGAUGAAGACAAUAAAGAAAAUUACCCUGACACUGGGGCUCUCCUAGAGGAGCCCGCACCUCCUUCGCGCGAGCCGCAGCAUGUAGAGCCUUCUGUGCUGGUGGACGGUGUGCUGCGACCCAGCAUGGGCAACUUCAAGUCUCGGAAGCCCAAGUCCAUCUUCAAGGCAGAGAAUGGGAGGAGCCACGGAGAAAGUCAGGAGACAGAACAUGCGGUGCCCAGCCAGUCGGAGUGUCGGGGGAGAGCAGGAACGCCAGCUCACGAGAGUCCACAGAACCACACUUUCAGGUGCCAAGAAACAGUGCGGCUUCAACCAAGAAUAGACCAGAGGACUGCCGUUUGUCCAAAGGAUGCUUUUGAAACUCGGCAGGACCUCAAUGAGGAAGAAGCUGCUCAGGUGCAUGGAGUCAAGGACCCAGCCCCUGCGUCCACCCAAAGUGUGCCUGCUGAAGGGGCAGAUGCUCCAGAUCCUGCGCCAGUCCACAAAGAUGGGCAGAAUGAAGCAGACAGCACACCAGAAGACCUCCAGUCUGUGGGGACCAGCAGGCUGCUCUAUCACAUCACUGAUGGUGACAACCCGCUCCUGUCACCGCGAUGCUCCAUCUUCAGCCAAAGUCAGAGAUUCAACUUAGACCCUGAAUCAGCCCCUUCUCCCCCCAGCACUCAGCAGUUUAUGAUGCCCCGAAGUUCUUCACGGUGCAGCUGUGGUGAUGGCAAGGAGCCACAGACUAUUAUCCAACUCACCAAGCAUAUCCAGAGCCUCAAGCGGAAAAUUCGGAAAUUUGAAGAAAAAUUUGAACAAGAAAAGAAAUACAGGCCUUCACAUGGUGACAAGACUUCUAAUCCUGAAGUCCUGAAAUGGAUGAAUGAUUUGGCUAAAGGUCGUAAACAGCUCAAAGAACUGAAGCUGAAGCUGUCAGAAGAACAAGGGAGUGCUUCUAAAGGCCCACCUAGAAACCUGUCCUGUGAGCAACCCACAGUCCCCAGAGAGAAUGGGAAGCCAGAAGCUAUGGGCCCUGAGCCAAGCUCCUCUGGAGAGGAGACUCCUGAUGCUGUAUUGACAUGCCUGAAACAGAAGAGAGAGCAGCUUCCCUCUCAAGAGGAUUCUAAGGUAACUAAGCAAGACAAGAAUCUCAUAAAGCCUCUUUAUGACCGAUACAGAAUUAUCAAGCAAAUCUUGUCAACGCCCUCCCUUAUUCCAACAAUUCAGGAGGAAGAGGACUCUGAUGAAGACUGUCCACAGGGAAGCCAACAACCUUCUUUGCCAGAUCCAGCAUCUCACCUUUCCGUUGGCAACCACCUCACCUACUCUGAGACUGAGGCUGUUAGAGUCCUGCUACCAGAUGAAAAGAAAGAAAUCAAACAACCCGCCCUCUCCAUGUCCAAUUUACAUGAGGCCACGAUGCCUGUACUUCUUGACCAUCUUCGAGAAACUAGGGCUGAUAAGAAGAGACUUCGGAAAGCCUUAAGAGAAUUUGAAGAACAGUUUUUUAAACAAACAGGAAGAAGUCCACAAAAGGAAGAUAGGAUACCAAUGGCAGAUGAGUACUAUGAAUACAAGCACAUAAAAGCCAAACUGAGACUAUUAGAGGUUCUCAUAAGCAAGCAAGAUGUGGCCAAAACGAUUUGAAGUUUAGG
Messenger RNA from Equus quagga, 1848 nucleotides. RefSeq names its product family with sequence similarity 13 member C (gene FAM13C). The transcript has 14 exons. NCBI's taxonomy places the organism in Eukaryota, Metazoa, Chordata, Mammalia, Perissodactyla, Equidae. The record is from RefSeq and is a predicted model, not a curated record. Bases 92 to 1840 code for a protein of 582 amino acids.